Messenger RNA from Lycium barbarum (goji berry), 2484 nucleotides. Its product is annotated as actin-related protein 5. The transcript is spliced from 12 exons. The coding region runs from base 155 to 2317 and encodes 720 amino acids. Lineage: Eukaryota; Viridiplantae; Streptophyta; Magnoliopsida; Solanales; Solanaceae. The record is from RefSeq and is a predicted model, not a curated record. Gene Ontology annotation, biological process: regulation of DNA-templated transcription. Gene Ontology annotation, cellular component: cytoplasm; Ino80 complex.
GGUGGCUUUCCAAAUUGGCACGGAGGGAGUAAGUUUUUCAAGCGAAAAAUAAAGAGAAAAGUAAUGGGGUUUCAUUGAAACUAGUGCUGGUUGACAAAUUUGUCCAUUAAGGCGAGUGGACUACUUACUUAGGGCAGGGAGGAAGAAGAGAAGAAUGCCGUUCAUAUCGCAAAUAGAGAGGCAAACAGAUUACAGUUCCUUCAACUCAAGUUGCCCUAUUGUCAUUGACAAUGGCGCUUCCUAUUUCCGUCUUGGGUGGGCAGGUGAGAAUGACCCUCGCAUUAUCUUCCGUAAUAUUGUUCAGAGGCCUCGCCACAAAACCACUGGUGAAACAGUAACAGUUGUGGGUGAUCACAAUCCUGCACUUCUGAAGUACUUUGAUUGCACACGUUCAGGACCUCGUUCAGCAUUUGAGAACAAUGUUGUUUAUCAGUUUGAGAUAAUGGAAUAUAUCCUGGACUUUGGGUUUGAUCGGUUAGGUGCUGAUCAGUCACAGAUUGACCACCCUAUCUUAAUUACUGAAUGUGCUUGCAAUCCCGUUCAAUCUCGUGGCAAAAUGGCUGAGCUUCUCUUUGAGUCAUAUGGAGUUCCUUCAGUAGCAUUCGGUGUAGAUGCUGCAUUCAGCUAUAAAUACAACCAACAGCUUGGAAUUUGUAAUGAUACAGGCCUUGCAAUCAGCUCUGGAUUUAACACAUCUCAUGUCAUCCCGUUUAUAAAUGGAGAACCUGUCUAUGAAGCGUGCUGUCGAACUAACGUUGGUGGAUACCAUGUCACUGAUUAUCUGAAGCAGCUUGUUUCGCUCAAGUACCCUCAUCACAUAUCAACGCUUACAUGGGAAAAGGUUGAAGAACUGAAGAUGGAACACUGUUACAUAGCUGCAGACUAUGCUUCAGAGGUUCAACUAUUUCAGAGGGGGGAUAAGGAAGCUGAAGAAAAAACCAGAUGUUGGCAGCUUCCUUGGACUCCAUCACCAGCCGAAGUGCCUCCAUCAGAAGAAGAAAUUGCUAGAAAGGCAGCUGUGAAGGAGAAACAAAGUCAACGAUUGCGUGAGAUGGCUGAAGCGAAAAGAUCCUCAAAAAUAAAUGAACUUGAAAAUGAAUUAAAAGGGUUGGAAUUCCUGUUGGAGGAGUUGAAGGGCAUUGGGGAUGACGAAAUUGUGUCGUUCCUUGCGAGUAGAGGUUAUACUUCUAAACGUGAAGUGGAAUCCGCUUUUGCAAAAGUUACUCAAUCACUUCGGAAGGCCAAGGGUGAGCAAGUUCCAAGUGAAGAGAAAGCGGAUGCUUCUGCAGCUGAGAAGUAUUAUCUCAUUGAUAUACCUGAUGAUGAACUUUCAGCGGAGCAGCUCAAGGAGAAGAGAAGACAAGUGUUCCUGAAGUCCACAACUGAAGCACGGCAGCGAGCUAAACAAAAGCGUCUGGAGGAGGAGUUAGAAAAGGAGAAGGAAAAGAAACUUGAGGAACAAAAGCGCCUGGAAAACCCAGAAUGCUAUUUGGAGCAGUUGCGAGCAAAAUACAAAGAGCUCUCUGAAAAACUUGAGCAGCGAAAGCGAUUGAAGACAAACGGGAACCAUGCAAAUGGCAAUAAUAAUGUUUCCGGAGGUGUCGGUCGUGGGGAGAGGUUGAAUGCUGCCCAAAGAGAGAGGAUGCGCCUGUUAACCACAGCAGCAUUUGAUAGAGGGAAAGGUGAAGAUACUUUUGGCCAAAGGGAUGAAGAUUGGCAACUCUACAAGCUAAUGAGUAGAGAUAAUGACGAUGAUGACGAUGAUAAGCCAGAUCAUGAUGAAGCUGAGUUGGCUCGCAUCUCCUCUAGGCUUCAGGAAAUCGACCCUACAUUUUUCCCAGGAUCAGAAGCUGGAGCCUCUGCCUCAGAGGCGCCACGUUUCCGUCCUCUAACAAAGGAGGAUUUUCAAAUCAUACUUGGGGUUGAAAGAUUUAGAUGUCCUGAAGUUCUAUUCAGUCCUAACAUCAUUGGGAUAGACCAGUCGGGGUUGGAUGAAAUGGUUGGAGUGUCAUUGAGAAGGUUGCCUACUUGGGGACAAGGCUUGGAGGAUAAAAUGACAAGUUCAAUACUUGUGACUGGCGGGAGCUGUCUCUACCCAGGUAUGGCUGAGCGCUUGGAAGCAGGAAUUCGGAUGAUCAGGCCAUGUGGAACUCCUAUAAAGAUUCUCAGAGCAACAGAUCCAAUUAUGGAUGCAUGGCAUGGUGCUUCGGCCUAUGCUGCUGCUAUGGAAUUCCCGCAGCAAACAUUCAGUAGAAUGGAUUAUUAUGAAAAAGGUGAAAAUUGGCUUCGUAGAUAUAAGUUCAGAUACACUAUCUAAUUGUUCAAGUUGAAACUGAUCGAUUUACAUAGGUUUUAGUACAGUCAGCGGGCUAUGUCAUAUAUGAAUAGUGGACCAUUAAGACCAUUGCGCAUACAGGGUAAUUAUUCUGCUGUAUUCAAAAUGAUGUAUUUCACAACUUGAACUUAAGCAACUUUUGUAUGGCC